Filobasidium floriforme is the source of this 3347-nucleotide messenger RNA. RefSeq lists its product as uncharacterized. Gene Ontology annotation, biological process: endosome organization; mitophagy; aggrephagy. Lineage: Eukaryota; Fungi; Basidiomycota; Tremellomycetes; Filobasidiales; Filobasidiaceae. The record is from RefSeq and is a predicted model, not a curated record. Gene Ontology annotation, cellular component: aggresome; amphisome. Gene Ontology annotation, molecular function: K63-linked polyubiquitin modification-dependent protein binding; zinc ion binding; protein kinase C binding. The transcript has 15 exons. The coding region runs from base 130 to 3231 and encodes 1033 amino acids.
CCUCGCCCUCUCUUCACUUCAUUCUCGUUUCAAAGUGAAGAUAGAUAUAAAGAUAUGCCAUCUUGAUAGAACCCUCUCUGAUCUUGUGCGGAUGCCUCGAGCCUCCUCGCCCAGCUAUCGCGCACCGACAUGUCGUCCACGAGCAGCGCCGGCUCGGACAGACCGGACCAUCCCGUUUUCGCAGCAUGUUCAACUUUGGACGGUCGUGUGCCCAAAAAGAUACCUUUCAGGUCGGCAAAGACCAUCACUGUCAGCGCAUUGAAAGAGAGGAUCAGUCAGACGUUCUCGUUAGCGACCACCUCGGCAUUUCAUAUCGCCUAUCACGAUGACGAGGAAGGAGAUGACUGUCUCGUUCAGACCGAAGACGAGUUGACCGAUGCCAUCUGGUAUUUCAUGUCUGGCAGCGACGAGGACGACAUCACUAAUGGAAACGGCCACCGCUCAAAUUCGAAUAGUACCAACGUCGCGGUACCAAAGAGAUGCAUCACACUCCAAUUCCAGGUCGUCUUCGAGUACAAUGGUCCCAGCUUGUCGGACACUUCUUCCUUGGCCGGAAGCUUGCCUGACCUGGACGAUCUCGACGUGGAAGACGAGUACGCCAGUUCGGCUUAUACUUCUUCCAGCUCGGCCAUCUCGGGUGCGACCAGCGGACGGGGCGGAUCAGGGUGGAAUGGAUACAGGACAAGGAGGGUCAGAGAUGAGAUCAUCGCCGAGGAGAGCGAGUCUAGUUUGAGCCAUAGCCAAGGGUCUAUCAGGGGGACGAGUUCGAUAGAUCUGGAACGCCCGGAUGAGGAGACUAGGUCGAAUGGGACGGUUUCCUUUCGGGAGACGAACAGUUCCCUGGAUUUGAGCUUGAACCCGGAGUCGAACUUGUCACCAGCGACAAGCGGACGGCCUCGAGACCUAACCAUACAGACCCGCUCCGCCAGUCCAUACGAUCACUCCCACCAACACAACCCAUUCGACCCGCUUUCGAACCAGUCCUUGUAUCGACCAGGCAGACCGGCCUCCAUCUCUAGCUCGUCCAUCACCUCGUCUGAACUGGGGGCGAGGUGGAUAGAAGAACAGAAAGCUAGAGUGGCUAGGAAGAUCGCGUCGAGGUCGACGAGCUCGAGCUCCAGAUCAGGGUCUGGAUCAGGGUCAGAGAGGCGGACGAGUCGGAGGAGUGAAAGCGAAGAUGAGCAGGGGCAGGUGGGAACGGAAUAUGAAGAGGGAAAAGGUAAUUUGGCUUUGAAAGUGGAUGGCCGAGGUAAAUGGUACUAUGCGUACACAUCGUCUGACAUGACCACGGCCUUCCCGGCGUCACACAACCGAGCCUCAACCUCUUCCCAACCCCGCUUGACCGUCCACCUAAACGGAUCCACCUCAACAUUCACCACAAGCCAUACGUCCCGUUCUGGAAUGACUGAAGAGCCGUUCGAAGAACCGACUUAUCCGCCUUCAACGGCUCCUGAUUGUUCCGCGUGCGAGAUGAGGCUCGAGUACAUGCGGUAUGUGUGUACGAUCUGUGGACCGGGAAAGCUGUAUAGCGCGGCAGAGAGAGCGUACUUGCGUGGAAACGACCACGAUCACGAUCACGAGGUGGGGACCGUGCUUGGGUACCCGAACGGUCGGGCGCGAAGGCCGAGUUCGGCCGGGCAGGAUGAAAGUGAUGGCGAGUCGACCACCUCGACCAGGAGAGCAUCGAGUGUACUUCGACAUCCGCUUGACAAUGGUUCGGAUGAGAGUCUCCGCUCGGGAGACCGGGAUGGGGACCGGGGGAGGUCCUUGGAGGAGGUCGUCUCUCCGCUUGCCCCAUCCCGUCCGUUAUCAAACCCGUUCGCGUCGAGCGAUGCUGAACCAGGAGAGGGAAUGCACACGCACGAGGUCUUGUCCGCCAACGGAACGAGGAACAGGGCCUUUAAUGGGUUUGAGCUCUGUCCGGGAUGUAUCGAGGUGCAUGGAAUCGACCAUACGCGGAUGAUGGGGUUGAAGGCGAUCAGGCAUAAUGGAAUGAACGGGAUGGCAGGCAAGUUGAGACGGUUUGGUGUGAUGGAUCAUACCUAUAGGGAGAUGAUCUGGAGCGCUACGGGGUGGCGGGAUAUCAAGUACAUGGACGAUGCGAAUUGCUCCAUCUGCAAUGCCAAUACUGAGCAGAAUCGCUUCAAAUGCGCGACAUGUCCCGACUUCAACCUGUGUCGAUCUUGUCAUCAAAAUGUGCAAGAAAUCCACCCUAUCCAUGCCUUCCUAGCGGUUCCGGACCGGGUUCCAAAGUUAAAACCUCCUGCGUCCGUCUUUUCGGUCGAAACGAGUGGUCCUGAAAUAUCCUCGGUCAUACAUCCUGGCGCAUUCUGUCACAACUGUCUUCGCGAUAUAAGGGGAUCGCGGUUCCACUGUACGACAUGUCCAGCUUGGGAUCUUUGUCGUGAAUGUCAGACAUCCGGAACCGAGUCGUCCGGCGCUGGACCGCAUCUACCAGACCAUUUGAUGUUGGAGAUUCCGCUGCCCCUGCUAUCUCACAGCUUGCACCAGCUUGCCGACCGAGCACGACAUAUGUGGCUUCACCAGGACUCGGUAUUGCUCGCCAACGGGGGGUUUCCAGGCCAACAGGAUCGUAGGCGGGCAGCCUCCCCCGACAACGACAAUGAGACGAUCUAUGGAGGCGCUAUUCCACCGCCUCGAGCUUCAGAAGUAGCGCGAACGCCCCGGCGGAGAAAGGAGACCCUCGAGCACGAUCUCGUAUGCCAAGGCUGUAGCAACCGGAUUCGGGGCCGGCGAUUUCAGUGUGUCAAUUGCCCCUCGGAUCCCGUGGGCUAUAACCUUUGCGCCUCUUGUGAAACGCGUUCACAUUUGCUACACGACCCCAUGCACGUAUUUGCGCAAUUUACCCGCCGCGCGCAUUUUCCGCUGCGAAGUGGGAUUCCUCUCCUACCCAUUCUCUACCGCAAGCCUGUGGGCGAAGUUCGCAGUGUUGUCGACUCUUCCAACCCUAACGCGUACCUUGAGCACGUUGUGCAUCACUCAACCUUAUGUGACAUCCACGUCGGGCCGAUACAAGGACCUUGGUUGAGAUGCGCUCACUGCGCGAGCAGCUUUGAUAUCUGCCGCGCAUGCGAAACCGUCGUCGAACAUGAUCCAACACAUAUUUUCCUCGUUCUCAAAGCCGAAGUGAACAUGCCUCUGUUCCGCGGCCUGGCAUCACUUUCAGAACCUCAUAAUCGACCGCUGAUAAGUCAAAGGGUCUAUGCAUAGAUUUGUUUCAUACAACGUUGUAAUCUCAUAUAGUUUGGCCGUGGCCUUCCUCUGCCAAUCCACUCCAUAAGCGAUCGAUUCGUGUUUGUCGAAAAGUGCUGUUUGUUUCCACUCGC